This is a messenger RNA of Hyalella azteca, 1209 nucleotides long. RefSeq names its product L-threonine 3-dehydrogenase. The record is from RefSeq and is a predicted model, not a curated record. Lineage: Eukaryota; Metazoa; Arthropoda; Malacostraca; Amphipoda; Hyalellidae. The annotation marks the transcript as partial. Gene Ontology annotation, molecular function: oxidoreductase activity; zinc ion binding. The transcript is spliced from 9 exons.
CAUUGGGUGAUAUAAGAAAUCAUGAUUUUCAACAUUGGGUGAUAAAAUAAAUCGUGAAUUUCAACAUUGGGUUAUAUGAUAAAUCGUGAAUUUUAACAUAGGAUUAUAUAAUAAAUCUUGAAUUUUAACAUUGGGUGAUAUAAUAAAUCGUGAAUUUUAACAUUGGAUUAUAUAAUAAAUCUUGAAUUUUAACAUAGGGUGAUAUAAUACAUUGUGAAUUUAAACAUUGGGUGCGUAAUGUCCACGGGCAAGACGAUGCGCUGUCUGCUGAAGACGAACGCCGAGGAAGGCUACGACAUGGCAGAGCGCAGCGUGCCAGUGCCUGGACCUCACGACGUGGUCAUCAGAGUUGACAAGGUUGGCAUUUGUGGGUCUGACAUCAGCUUGUACAAGUGGAACGACGUCGCUAAAGCGAUAGCGUCACUGCCGUUCAUUCCGGGUCACGAGGCUACGGGCGUGGUGGUGGAAGUCGGGACGGAAGUCGAUAGCAGUUUACUAGGCAAGCGCGUGGCAGUGGAGAACCACUUCUACUGCGGCGACUGCGCGCUCUGUAAGGAAGACCGAGGCGACAUCUGCCUGCGCAUGGAUCAGUACGGUCACGGUCGCGGGACUGGUCAUGGCGGGUGCUCGCAGUUCUCGCUGGAAGACCGAGGCGACAUCUGCCUGCGCAUGGAUCAGUACGGUCACGGUCGCGGGACUGGAGUGGCUCACAACGCUGUGUCGCACUGCGAGGUGCGCGGUAAGCAGGCGCUCGUCCUGGGCUGCGGGGCCGUUGGUCUCUUCGCAGUCGCCGUCUGUAAGGCUCUCGGCGCUACGCAGAUCAUGGCUGUUGACGUCGUUGCUUCGAAGCUCGAAAUAGCAAAGAAGAUGGGAGCCUCACAUGUCGUGAACGCUUCAAAGACGAUGCGCUGUCUGCUGAAGACGAACGGCGAGGAAGGCUACGACAUGGCAGAGCGCAGCGUGCCAGUGCCUGGACCUCACGACGUGGUCAUCAGAGUUGACAAGCGGCGCCUCAACAACGUCUGGCCGGUCCGCACAGGGCUCCUCGACACCACUAGUCACCACACGUGGCGCUCCGGCAGGCUCAGCUGCCCCGGCCACCGGCGUCCCCCCCUCAGACGCAGCACAGGGCCCAACAUCUUGCGCCAUAUUUGCCGAUGGUACAACUGGGUCUGGAAUAGCUUGCAGAAACUUUCUAUUGCGAACCAG